AUGGAGGAAAAGAAUAAAGACACCGAUGACUGUAAGAGGCAGAGGAGAAAGAGACGUAUAGAUAUACCGAGGCGGGCUCCCUCUAUCGUGGUGCCGGAGAGGACACCGGUAUACAUAACCGCGGACAAGACUACUUGCCUCCACUGCGGAUGCUUCCCAAAGGAAGAUCCAUACGUCAGGAACAAGAAGAUUAAUCCAUGUCAAAGGUCACCCUCAACCCUGUAUGAAAUAGCCGCCAGGGUGGUGGAUGGCCUUCAGUUGCCGGCACCGUUUAUGUGGACAGUGGAGGACGUGGCCGAUUGGAUUUCAGAAGAAGUCGGCCUACCACAGUACAGGGAAUGCAUCGUAACGAACCAGGUCGACGGUCUCCGCCUUCUGAUGCUGGAGGAUCCGUCGAAGCUGCCGGAAAUGAACAUACACGAUUUCGACCAUAUACUCACGAUGACGUCUAGCGUACGUCGGAACUACAGCGCGGAGUGGGUCAGGUUCUCGCGGAGCGUUGGCCUGCCCAGGAAACCACUGACCCACUGCACUUGGUUCAAAUCCAGGACCGGCCCGAGUUGGGGCAUACGGAAGAACUGGACCAGAUGCGAUGUCCUGCGAUGGAUGAAGAUCAUCAUGCCGGAACCACUGUACCUAGACCACUGGGACCUCGUUUGGUACCACAAGCCCGAGUUUCCGAAGGUCAAGAUCGCCAGGGUCGGCGCGACCAGACCGUCUCCGACGAUACCGCACUACGACCCACGGAAGGAAACAUGCAACGAGUAUCUGGCGCCGAGGAAGUUCCGCCUUCUGACGCAUCUAUCCGAGUCGAAGCAAGUGAUCUGGAUGGAGAUUCCGAAGAGUCCGGAACAGGAAGCGAUAGAAGAGAGGAAGAUGGAGCCGAAAGCGAGACACGAGAGCAAUCUGAUGCCGAAGAAGAUCUGCCUGAAGGGUCUGCGGGGAGAGGAGCUGAUAUUGGCACGGAGGAAGAUGCCAAGGGCCAAGUUCCUACCC
Iphiclides podalirius (scarce swallowtail) is the source of this 996-nucleotide messenger RNA. The record is from the annotation of a GenBank genome assembly. Lineage: Eukaryota; Metazoa; Arthropoda; Insecta; Lepidoptera; Papilionidae.